UCCGGUUCCCGCUCCGGCUCCCGUUCCGGUUCCCGUUCCCGGUGCCGCUGUCGGUCCCCUUCCCAUUCCCAUUCCCGUUCCCGUUCCGGUUCCCGUUCUCGUUCCCGUUCCCGGUGUCGCUCCCGAUGUCGUUCCCGUCCCCGCUCCGGUUCCCGCUCCCGUCCCGGUCCCCGCUCCGGUCCCUGUUCCCGGUGUCGGUCCCGUUGCUCCUGGCCGCUCUGCUGUCGGUCCGGUUCCCAUUCCCGUCCCGGUUCCCGGUGUCGGUCCCGUUGCUCCUGGCCGCGCUGCUGUCUCUCCCCGCCCCGUGCCGCGCUCUCUCGUCCUGCCGCUCCCUGGACCUGGAGGCGGCGCGGCUGAAGCGCAUCGAGGCGGUGCGGGGGCAGAUCCUCAGCAAGCUCCGGUUACCGGCGCCGCCCCCGGAGCCGGGCCCGGUGCCGGCGGCGCUGCCCGAGGAGGUGCGGGCGCUGUACAACAGCACCCGGGAGCUGCUGCGGCAGCGCGCCCGGCGGCGGCUGCGCGGCGAGGAGCCGCGGGACUACUACGGGCAGGAGCUGCUGCGGUUCCCCAUGGAGAGCCCCGCGCACGGGCACCCCUCGUGCCUGCAGUUCUCGCUGGCCAUGGCGGCGGCCGCGCGCUCCUACCGCUGGCAAUGCAUCGAGUGCAAAUCCUGCAGCCUCUGCGGCACCGCCGAGAACGACGAGCAGCUGCUGUUCUGCGACGACUGCGACCGCGGGUACCACAUGUACUGCCUGAGCCCCCCCAUGGCCGAGCCCCCCGAGGGGAGUUGGAGCUGCCACCUGUGCCUGCGGCAGCUGAAGGAAAAGGCCUCGGCCUUCAUCACCCUCACCUAGGGGGGCCCAAAAACCCCCAAAAAACCCCAAAAACCCCCCAAAAAACCC
This is a messenger RNA of Taeniopygia guttata (zebra finch), 899 nucleotides long. The record is from RefSeq and is a predicted model, not a curated record. Lineage: Eukaryota; Metazoa; Chordata; Aves; Passeriformes; Estrildidae.